Molecule: messenger RNA, 1395 nt
Organism: Eremothecium sinecaudum
Lineage: Eukaryota; Fungi; Ascomycota; Saccharomycetes; Saccharomycetales; Saccharomycetaceae
Gene: TRM13
Product: tRNA:m4X modification enzyme
Exons: 1
Coding region: 1-1395 (464 amino acids)
Biological process (GO): tRNA methylation
Source: RefSeq, a predicted model, not a curated record
AUGGAGAGUUCAAAUGAGGCGCAAGAUAAGAUCCAGAAGGUUGAGGAUCAAUCAGAUCGCUUACAAUGUGAAUUUUUCUUGGAAAAGAAGAAGCGGCGGUGCGGAAUGACCCGCAGUUCGCAGUUCCAGUACUGUUCAGAACAUUUGUAUUUGGUUAAGAAGAAUGAGAAUUCAUUAUUACCCGGUAAAAAUCGGGUACCAUGUCCUUUGGACCCUUUGCAUACGGUUUUAGAAGAGCGGCUUCGCUUACAUCUGAAGAAAUGCAAUAAAGCAACAAAAAAUAUUGCCAAGUUAGCGGAGACGCUAAGCAUGCCAUGGUACGCGGAAAAUAUCAAUUGCCUGCCAGAGGGACAGUUUUUAGAGGCAGAAAUACCAAAUGAUUUGACGCAAAAUGUGCUAGUUGCGAUCCCAGUCUUGGAAGCCAUAUUUCAAGGAGAGUUUGGAGAUGAAUUGCCAGUUGAUAUCCGCUCUAAUGAACAAGUUGAGCUACAAAGGUUUCCUCAAUUGCUAGGAAAUAAGAAACAUGCUAUCCAGCACUCGUCACUUAUCCAGCAUCUAAAGAGCAACGGGCUGUGGUGCUCGCGUGAGCGCAAGAUCGUGUACAUAGAAUUUGGCUGCGGCAGAGCUGAACUCUCGCGGUAUGUAAACCAGUCGGUUGUACUUUCGCAGCUUACUCUGGACGCCUCUAACCCUGAUGAAUCUCACCCUGAAGAACCUGUUACGAUUCCCGAAUUUAUUCUUAUAGACAGAGGCACCAAUCGCAUGAAAUUUGAUAAAAAGUUCAAUGAGGACAUAUCCGACUUCUACGCAUCGUAUCGGCCCGCUGUCGAAAGUGUGAACGACAAGAGUACCAAGAUAACAAGAAAAAAAAUAGACAUCAAGGAUUUGCGCCUUGAUGCAUUAGCAUCGAGCGAUUGUGCCCACGUUGCCAUUUCGAAGCACUUAUGUGGCGUUGCUACAGACCUCACUAUUAGAUGUCUUCUAAAGAGUGAGAACAUGGUUACGUCACUAGAAGGUAUGUUGAUUGCCAUGUGUUGCAGACACGUAUGCGAUCAUGCCCAAUACACCAACCCAGGCUACAUACAGUCUUUGUUGAUAAAAUAUAACGCAGAAUUGACAUACCCUGUCUUCUUUGCUUCCCUGAAGAAGAUAGCGACAUGGGCUGUAUGUGGGAGGAGGCCGGGGUUUAGCGAUUCUGACAUUGGAAACCAUUAUACAGGACUCUCUAUCCUAAGACGGGAACAACUGGGCGAACAAGCUCGUAGAUUGAUUGACGAGGGCAGACGCAAGUAUUUGCAGGACAAAGGCUACAAUGUUGAGCUAUUCAGAUACUGUUCCUCUGAGGUCACACUGGAGAACAUCGCGAUGCUUGUUACGAAAAAACAAUCAGCAUAA